Molecule: messenger RNA, 22623 nt
Organism: Vombatus ursinus (common wombat)
Lineage: Eukaryota; Metazoa; Chordata; Mammalia; Diprotodontia; Vombatidae
Gene: SYNE2
Product: spectrin repeat containing nuclear envelope protein 2
Exons: 120
Coding region: 184-21519 (7111 amino acids)
Cellular component (GO): membrane
Molecular function (GO): protein binding
Source: RefSeq, a predicted model, not a curated record
GAGCUUCGACCGACUGCACAGAAAAAGCGAGCGAGAGAAAGGGAAAGCUCGAGCCCGGGAGAAAGAAGAAAGGGAGGCGCAGAGCUGUGGCAGUGCCCGCGGCCCCGCGCCCUCCAGCCGAGCUAGGGUCGGCUCUGUUCCUUAACUUCAGAGGACAUGGUAUCAUCUCCAUAGCAUUAAAGAAUGGCAUCUGGGCCUAUGCCUCCUACCAAAGAUGAACAGCUUUCCUCUGGCAUCGAUGAUCUCCACUUUUCACUACAAGCUGAACAAGAACAUACGCAGAAGAAAACGUUUACCUGCUGGAUAAAUUCACAGUUGGCAAAGCAUAUCCCUCCCUCAGUCAUAACAGAUCUCUUCACAGAUAUUAAAAAAGGACAUGUUCUCCUGGAUCUGUUGGAAGUACUUUCAGGCCAACAAUUGGCUCGGGAGAAAGGAUCUAACACCUUUCAGUGCAGAAGCAACAUAGAACAUGCCUUGACAUUUCUCAAGAAACGAUCAAUCAAGCUCAUAAAUAUUCAUGUAACUGAUAUCGUAGAAGGAAAUCCAUCUAUUAUUCUUGGUCUAAUUUGGACUAUUAUAUUACACUUUCACAUUGAAGAACUGGCUUGGAUUCUUUCUUGUAAUUAUAAUAAACCUUCUUUGGAUUGUGUGAGUGUUGUGGACUUAUCUCAAACUUCAGGGCCUCCACCUAAGAAACGUUCUAAAGCACAGGCUAGAUGGAAGAUGUCUGCAAAGAAGGCCCUUCUUUUAUGGGCCCAGGAACAAUGUGCCAUGCAUGGAUCUGUGAAUGUUACAGAUUUUAAAUCAAGUUGGAGAAAUGGGAUGGCUUUUUUAGCUGUCAUUCAUGCUUUGAAACCAGACCUAAUUGAUAUGAACAGUGCAAAGGGUAGAUCCAGCAGAGACAAUUUAAAAGAGGCAUUCAGGAUUGCAGAACAUGAACUAAACAUCCCCAGGCUGUUGGAUCCAGAAGAUGUUGAUGUUAUCAACCCGGAUGAAAAGUCAAUCAUGACAUAUGUGGCCCAAUUUCUUCAGUAUUCCAAAGAUUUGCCUGUGGCUGGAGAUGAAGUUCAGGAAAAGGUGAAAGAUGCCACAGUCUGGUUGAUUUCACAAGAAGAAAAGUUGCAUGAAUUACAGAGGGGAUCAGAAAAGGAGACAUACUUUAAAAAAUCUGAAGGCAUGCAAGGUUUUUUGGAGUCAUUCAAUGAAGAAAAAAAAGCCUUUUUGGAUGUGUUGUCGAUAAAAAGGAAUGUGGCUGUACUGGCCGAGGAUCAAUCUCAAUUAAGACAAGCAUGGGAUAGGCUCACUAACCAGAUUAAUGAAUGGAGUGCUAAGCUGGAUCAAAUCCUGCCCCCACCCCUGGAUCACAUUGAAGUCUGGCUCCAAGAAAUUGAACAUCUUAUGGCAGAGGAUUUACCAGAUUCCCAGGAUUACAGUCAAGCCAUGAUUCUAAUCAAUGAAAGAAUCAAUUUGUUUAAGAGUCUGAUGGAUGAUUUUGAUUGUCACUUGAACAGCCUCUUGACAUUUGAGAAUAAAGAUGAGCAACACAUGCCCAUGGUCCCACCUGAUAAACUGGAGGAAAUGAAAAGAAGAUUCCACAAUAUUAUGGGGACCAACUUCACUGCACUUUUAGAAUUUCACUACUACUUGUGCUUUGUCCUGGGUUUAAUAGAGGAAGUGAAAUCAAAAUUGAAUCUCUGGAAUAUCAAAUAUGGGACCCAGGAAUCUGUAGAACUAUUAUUGGGAGAUUGGCAUAAAUUUGUUGAAGAAAAGGAGUUUCUAACUCAGCUUGAAAGUUCCUUUCAAAAAUGUGAAACAAUGAUCAAGAAUUUAGCUGGAGAUCCUCAGAACAUUAGCAAGCAGUUUAAGAUGGUGGAAUCUCAGAUCUCUAUGUGUAGAAAAUGUAUGUAUAAUAUAAAAUCCACCCUGCAAAAAGUUUUGUUAUCUUGGGCUACAUAUACGGAGAACCUUAAUUCCCUCAAGACUUGGUUGGAAGGAUCAAGGAAGGAACAUCCAAAACAGAUUCCUUUUGAGACACUAGCAAGUUGGAAUUCAGUACUUAGUACUGCAAAUGAGUUUGGAAAAUUUUUAAUUGAUGUCAGUAAUCAACAAGUUGGAUUGUCUAUUAAUAAGGAACUGAAAAGACUUAAUAAAAGAUGGGCAAAAUUCAUUAAGAAAACUCAGUUUGAGAUGAAACUUCAUUUUACCCAAGAACAGGAACAAUCCAGUCUUGAUAGCAUGGGAAAUACUGAGCUACCUUUGGAAGAAAACUUAACUUCCCAUGGUGGUUCAACAGAUAUUUCAGUCGAAGCCCUUAGGAAGCACAUUCAGCAUUUAAAGACUGGAAAAGAAAAUGAGGCUUUAAUUAAAGAGUUCACAGAGCUCCUACAAGUACUUGAAGAGAUGGAAGAAUUCAUCGAUCAAGUGGCAACCUGGGAAACAGAAAUCAGACCCGUUCUGGAUUUUAUCAAACAACAAGGUUAUGUGGAAGCUUCCAUGGAAGAAUCUUUGCAGAACCUGAUUGCCCGAGGAUCUAUGUAUCAAGAACAUGUGACUAGAAAAGAAAAUGCAUUACAAAUAAUAGCACAAAAUAUUUCAAGCAAUGUACUCCUCCAGCAUUUCCAUACAUCUGGGCUCCAGACACAGAUCAAAGAAGCAAAACACAAAGUUCAGAAUAACAUGGCAGAGCUAGAUGCUGUCUUACAGGCCUCAUAUGAGAGUUCCCUAGAAAUGGAUGUUAGGGCCAAAUCUGAAAAGUCACAAAAGGAACUUGAGUCAGAUAUUAUGAAGGCUCAGCAACUCCUUGGACAAAAAGGGAGCCUUGGUGACCUGAUUUCACAAAAGAAGGAUAUUCUAUCCAUUUUAAGCAGUAAAAGCUUGGACAAAUUUUUGAAAGCUACUGAACAACUAAAAAAUAUUGUGUCUCCUGAUGAAAAGCAAUCUUUAGAAGAAACGAGCAGAGAGCUCUCUAAAGAGUGGGAGGAUCUUCAUCAAGAAAUAUGUUUAUAUAUUCAUCGAAUAAAAAUUGAAAUUGAAAAAAAGCUUACUGAAAACAUAUCAAAACUUGAAAAGCAACUAAAUAAAGAGAAAAAAUUACUCAGUAAAGGGAAGACCAAGGGACUCAUUGAGGAACAUGAGGCUUGCUUCUCUGAUGAAGGGAUCCUGUGUCAGCUUGAUCACCACAUGGAAGCCCUGAGGGAGCUGAGUGAAGAGCUGACUUCAGAGGAAAGUCGACAAGAAAUAAGGAAAACAAUUAUAGAAUAUGGAGAGAGACAAAAUGGAAUUAAGAAUACCGCUUCUGAGACUUAUAAGAUGCUCCAGGCCCUUAUUGAAAACACUCAGAUGUCUGAUAAAAAGAAGCCUCUAAGUGCAUCUGAAAAUGGUGGAAGGGAUGCUGGAAAGGUGGUACAACCUUCCAAACCCAAUGGUGCAACGUUACCUGAAGAGGCUUCUGGAUGUGCUAGCUUUGACUUAGAAUAUUUCAGCAUAUUAAAGCAUCAGGAAGAUGAAAGGCAUGUAGAGAAGGAUGGUGAUGUGCCUUUUAAGAAGUUAUUGGAAAGGUAUGAUGCACAGAGAGAUAAUCUAGAGAUGCAGUUACAAAUCAACAAAGUCAGAGUUCUUUCUGAUUUUCCUAGUGAAAAGGAAAGGAAUAUCUCUUGCUUACAAGAUAAAUUGACAGAUCUACAGGUUUUAAAAAAUGAAACUGAUUCUUGCUGGACAGAGUUUGAAAUGACUUCAUCAAAGUUAGAAAAUAUUGUGGGAGACCUAGAAAGGUCUGUUCUUUCUCGAACGAGGGAUAAAUUAAAGAGAGAAGAGGGAGAGCUUCAAGUGACUCUAAGCAACAGGCUGAAAUCCUUAGAAGCUGCAUUGAGGAUUGUUUUGCCAAUAGAAAAGGAAGCUACUCUCCUUGGUGACUCAGAACAACUCCUCCAUAUAAUGGAAAUACAAAAAUUUAAUCUAGCUGGUAGUGAUGAUAUUUACCGAAAUCUUAAGGAUAUCCAGAGUAGUGUAGCAAAACAAAUUGAAUUAUGUAGUAACUUGGAACAUCCAGGCAGUGAUGCAUUAAAUGAAUUUAACCCAAUGGAUCUUCAUGCAACUCAGACCAUUAUAGUAAAAUAUAAAACACAAUUUGAAGAAAUGAACCACAAAAUGCAGAAUGCUGAAAUAGCCCUCAAAGCUCUUGAGGACUUUUUGGCCUCCCUGAGAAAAGCUAAACUUUCUAUUCAGCCUGCAACAGAUUUUUCAAUAUCAGAUGUACCUGUGGUGCAAGAUAACACCUGGACAAUAGAAGAUGUGCAGAAAAAAAUUCCACUGAUGAAAGAUGAGGCCAGAUGUUUGGAUCAGCGUAUGAAAAUGCUUGAUAUAAGCUUAAAAAAUGCUGAGCGGUGUGAAGACACUUGCUGUGAAAAACUCAUUGAAGUUUUCUUAAAAAUGAUAGAUGAGACUCAUGGUCAUAAUGAACCUGAAGAUUUCACUAAACAAGACCAAUUACUGGAGGUUUUUAUUGCAAAAAAUAAUGAGAUCCUUAAAAACAUUAAAUAUGUUCAAGACCAGAUCAAUAAAAUUGGCCUCAAAGAUCCAACAAUUCCAGCGGUGAAACAGAGGAUAAAAUCAUUAACCAAACUGGAGAAGGAUCUGGAUUACUAUGCAGGGGAGAUAAACUACCUCAGAAAAAUGGCCAGUUCUCUUCCACAGUUGAAAGAUGGAAAAGGACAAAUCUCAAGUCAACAAUGCCAAGAGACAACAUGUUUAUGGGAAGAUGUGAAAUCCUCUGUUGAAGAAUGCCUUGAGCAGUGUCAAAGAACAAUGGAUCUCCUGAAGCAAUACCAGAAUUGCAAAAGUAUUCUUACUUCUUUGAUCCACAAAGAAGAGAAUGUGAUCUCACUGCAGGCUUCUUAUAUGGGAAAGGAAAAUCUGAAGAGGAGAAUAGCAAAGAUUGAAACAGUCAGAGAGGAAUUAAAUAAACAUUCAGAAGAUGUAGAAAAAAUAAAUCAGAUCUGCAAAAACUUGCAAUUCCAGCUAAACAAAAUGAUAACCUUUGCGGAACCCCCCUUUGAGAAAGAGGCUAAUAUUAUUGUGGACAGAUGGCUUGAUAUAAAUGAAAAGACAGAAAACUAUUAUGAUAAUCUGGUCAGGGCUCUAGCCUUGUGGGAAAAACUUCUUAAUUUAACAAAUAUAAUUGAUGAAUGGAUUCAAAAAGUGCUUAUAAAUGUUGAAGGUCUUCAGCUGAAUGACACAGAAAGAACACGGUUGCAGGAAGAGCUAAAAAUCCAAGAGCAAAACAGUGCCAAAUUUGAUGUGAAGUUAGUUGAAAUACAAAAUUUUCUUCAAAUCAGUGAACCACCACUUGAGUUACAGGUCAUCAAGUCAUCUCUUUUGAACAGAAUGGAAAAAAUAAAAAUGCAUUUAAUGGAUAAAUCCAACCUGAGUAAACUCAAUGGCAGUACAGCUGAGCUAAAAGAGGACCUUGACCAGGCCAAGACACAGAUUGGAAUGACUGAAUCUCUCUUAAAAGCCCUGUCUCCUUCUGACAGUUUGGAGAUCUUUACAAAAUUGGAGGAGAUACAGCAGCAAAUUCUCCAGCAAAAGCAUAAUAUGACACUUCUUGAGACUCAGAUAGGUUGUCUGACUCCUGAACUCUCUGAACUGAAGAAGCAGUAUGAAAGCAUCAAUGAUUUGUUUAGUACUAAGAAACGUACUUGGCAAGAUCACUUUUCCAAUCUAUUGAAUGAUCAGUGCAAAAAUUUUGAUGAUGAGUUCAACAACAUUCAGCUGUCCCUUAAGGAGUGUUUUGAACCACCAGAAACUAAAAAGAGUGUGGAAGAAAAGCUCCAGAAACUUAAUGAUUUCCUAACCUUUGAGGGAAGAAGCAAGGACAUACAACAAGUAGAAACUGCACUGAAUAAUGUAAAAAGGCAUCUGCCCAAGGCAAGUGUUGAACAACUGAGUAACUGGAUCAUGACUCAGGAAUUGGAACUACAGAAAAUGAAGUUCACAUGUCAGACACAAGCCAACGGACUUCGUGAUUGCUUACAACAGUUACUUAGGCUUCAGGAUGACUAUAUAAGCUUGAAUAAAUGGCUAAUGAAUCAAGAAGAAAAAUGGAAAGAUACUGGAGUAGAAAACAAGUGUAAUUUUUUCUUCCAAGCAUUAACUAGAAAAAGGCAACUAUUUGAAUCUUUUGCUCAGUUGAACAACUCAUUGAAGAAAUUUGGACUUAUUAGAGAAGAAAUAGUGAUAGAGUCAACUCAUUUGGUUGAGGAAUAUGAGACAUUUUUAACACAAGUAUGUGAAGUAGGAGAUCAUCAGCCACCUCCUCCUGAAGACCAGAACUUUGAAGAUCUUGUACAUGAUGUAUUUGCUUGGAUAAUGGGGAUUAAAGAGUCACUCAUGGUUUUGAAUUCAACUGAAGGCAAAAUGCCCCUUGAAGAAAGGAUCCAAAAAAUAAAGGAAAUUGUUUUACUUAAACCUGAAGGGGAUGUGAAAAUACAAAAUAUCAUGAGUUUGGGUGAGAAACGCAAGGCAUCUCUGGUUCAGGAUACUCUCUCUGAUAUCAAGAAUCAGUGGGACCACACUGUCCAUUUAGCCAACACAUAUCUGAGCCAUCAGGAAAAGAUUCAGCUUGAAGGAGAAAAGUAUUUACAAAGCAAAGAUGAUUUAAGACUAAUGCUUACUGAAUUAAAGAAGAAACAAGAAACCAGUUUUGCUUUGCAGAAUGGUUUGCAAGAAAAGAAAGCUCAGUUGAAAAUAUAUAAGAAAUUUCUACAGAAAGCAGAAGACUUGACAUCCUUGCUUAAUGAGUUAAAAACUCAAGGAAAUUACCUACUGGAGUGCACUAAAAACUCCAAAUUCAGUGAAGAAAAAUGGCUAGAAGUCAAGCAUCUCCAUGAAAGCCUCCUUCACCAAUUACAGGAUUCAGUGAGUAAAUUGGAAAGUCACGUUCAAGAACACCAGCUGUACCAGGGCUUGGUUGCAGAUUUGACUGCCGCGUUGGAAAGUUUCUCUCAGCAGUUCCUCAGUUUUCCUGAUGACCUGGUAGAUGAAAAGGCAGCUGAGCAAAAGGUGUUAAAAUUACAGGAAUUAGAAGCCCUCCUUAAUCUAAAGGGUGACACAUUAGAAAAGAUUUUAGCUUUAGCUGAAUCCAUCAAGCAAAACUCCUCUUCAAUGGGACAGAAGAUUAUUAAAGAUGAAACAGAUUCACUUAAAUGUAAACACAAGGAUUUGGAGAAUAGACUUGAAUCUGUUAAGCAGGAGACUGAGAACAGUUUUAACAACAUCCUCAAAUCAAAAUCUGAAAUGAAGAAGAAAGAAAAAAUAGCCAUGAAAAAAAGAGAGGAGCAGGUCUCUUGUGGUACUCAGGAUUCCAUUCAGGGGUCUAUCACAGUGGAAAAGUUGGAGGAAAGAUGGGAAGUCAACAAGGUUAAGGAAUUAAAUGGAAAGGACAUGGAUAAAGAACAGUCCAAGAAACUUCCGAUGAAAGAUAGCCUGUUAUUGGCAGACUGCCUCCCACAGCCUCUUAUCCAGAGGAAGAAUGGAGAAAGUCCAACUGUUCAGGCUGAAAUAUCAUCAAAACAAGAACAUGUGGAAACCAUGGACACUGAAGAUCAUACUGUUGAACUUAUUACUUUUGAGAAAAAUUCAGUGCCUGAGAGCACAGAAAUACUCAUCAGAGAAGAGUUUGCUGGGGUACCUGUAGCUCACAAAAGUCAGCGGGAAUCUGCAGCAGAUAAUUUGAAGAAUGACCAGAUGAACAAUCAAAUCUCAAACAUCCCAAAUGUUGUCCAAGAAAAACUAACAACAGACCAAACAUCUUUGGAAGACCUAGAGAUAAAAGAGCCACUAAAAACUGAAGACCAAGUGGCAUCCUUGGAAAAAUCCAUGGACAUAAAUGAUCAGACCUACAGGAGAAUUAUACAAGACUUCCAACUGUGGUUGAGUAGCAAGGAACAACUCCUAGGCUUUAUGCUAGAAGAACAAGGAGAGACAGUUACUGGAAAAACACUUUCGAUUUCUGAGAAUUCAGGCAUAGAAAUGCUUUUGUCAAAACAACUUUUUCCUGAAGCUCAAGAAAGCAUGAAAAACAUUGAAGAUGAGCAGAGAGUCAAUGAGCUGCAAAAUCAACCUUUAGAAUUGGAUAUUAUUUCAGCAAAUGAACAAUUAAAGGAGAUAGAGGUGUUGUAUGGGCAAUUGCAAGCAAAGAAAGCCAACACUGGAUCUCGGGAGUCCAUCACAUUGCCCAGUAACACAGAAAGCAGCACUUUGGAUGUCCAAAAUGUACAACAUUCAGUAGACCAGUUGGACAGACUACUUCAGGCACUGGUUACCUUGAAGGAGGAUAAGGAAAGACAAUACUCUCUUAUCAAAGAUUUCCAGGAACACCUCUUGGCUGUUAAAUCAUCAAUGAAAGCAUUAUCAAUGGAAAAAGAAAGCACAAAAGUUGCCUCUCUGGAGAGCAUACAGCAUCUGAAGAAACUAGAAAAAUGCCUGGAGUCAGUACAUAAAGAAAAAGAUUCCUUAAACAAAUUUAAAGAGGAACAGGCGAACUUGUUGAGUCAGCUAAGUGACAUGGACAAGAAGUUAGCAGAAAGCCAAGUUAAGCAACUUGAACUUUGUUGGGAACAGGUGGAACAGUGGAUUCAAAAGAAAUAUUCUCAACAAGGCGCUGAAUGGGAUGAACUUCAGUGCCUGAUGGGUAAGAUCCGGGACAUGGAGAAUUCACUGCAAGAGCAGCAGCAGCAGCAACAGCAAAAGUUGAACUCUCCAUCUGAGCAAGGGGAAAAUAAAGGCCCAGUGUCCUUAGCCAUAAAGCUUCAAGUCACUAAGGAUAACUUUUCACUUUUAAAAGGGAGAGUCGAGCAUCAGAUGAAAAGAAUUUGGGGAAAGAAAGAAAAGGAGACAUUGGAAAAUGCAAUAAAUAAUUUACAAGAGCAGCUAGAAGCAUUAGAGCUAUCAACAGAAGAAAAACACAGUCAGUUGAAAAGUUGCCCGACCGUGAAAAAGAUUCAAGAAGCUGUUUUGUGGGUUAAUAAUUUAUUAGUUAGCCUGGAGCACACAGCUGCUCUCCUUCCAGAUAAUAUUGUGGCACAGAUCAGAAAACAUAAGUCUGUGCACGAUGAGGUUCUGGAUAAGCAGCCAAUUAUAGAGUCUUUGGUUGAGGAAACUAAAGAUAUCAUUCCUGAUCUGAACCAAUGUGAAGCCACUGACUUAAAUACUUUUUCACAGGAAUUGCAAAGCUUGAACCAGGCACUUGUUUCAAAAUGCAAUGAAAUGUCUCAGCAAUUAGAGUCCAAACUGGAAGAGAGAAAUGCAUUUUUUGAGAAAAUGGGCAAAGUGCAGCAUUGUCUCCAAGGAAAGGAAGUAUUGAUUGCCCCUGAGACCAAAACAACCUUCUCAAAGGAGGACCUGGACCAUCAGCUUGUUACUUUGAAUGAUUCUCAAAAGGAACUACAGAUGACUGAGGGGGUCAUCUCAACCCAUCUGCAGGAGGCCACAGACUUCUCUAAGUCCUUAAAUGUAUUUGAACGAAUAUUUCUUGAUGAUCAGUUAAGAAACCUUAAGAAUAAAGCUAGGAGGACACAAAGAUUAGUUCGGAAUAAAUGUCAUGAAGUCAGAAAAAAACUAGACAUCAACACUGAACUCUUAGAAAAAACAAACAUGUUACAACAAGAGUUAGGCGAGAUCCGUAAUCAUGAGCUUCUACUGAACGGGGAAGUGAAUCAGGUAACCAAAGAAGAAAUCUGUGAGCUCAGAGAAAGAACCUCUCUUCUUCAGUCUAAUGUUUUGCAACUAAUGAAACACAAAGAAAUAUUUGAAUGCCUUGGACUCAACUGGGACAGUUCACAACUUGACAAAGUACAGGUAGAGUUACUUAAAAUAAAAACAGAACUUCAGGAAAAGGCUGAACAAUUAGAGAGAGUUGUUGCAGAAAAUGAAAGGCUUCAGACCUCACUAAAUGAACUGAAAAUGAUAACUUUGCAAAUUAAGAAAGAAACUGCUGAAAUAGUAAAUGACCCCAAUUUUCCUCCAGAAAGUAGUCUACUUAGUGCCCAGAUUUUGAGUCAAAGGGUUGAAAAAGCUACACAUUUGUGCCAAGAGACAAUAGAUCUCUUAAAUGCCAAUGAAACCUUUAAGGAAUCUUUCAAGCAAAAGAUACCACAAAUAAAACUCCUUGAAGAAGAAAAUGACAAGCUGCACAAAUCUCUUCAAAAUAUGGUUGAAAAUUUCCAACCCCGAUCUGUCAGUGGAAAGGAUUUCAAAGACCAAUUGGAACACGCAUUGCAUGUUCUAUCACAGGCUAAUUUUCAGUUACAACAGCCAUUACAGGUUGGGUUGGAAAUAAAACAUAUUCAAGAAGAAAAGGAUAAUUGUGAAGUUCUUCAACAAAGAGUUAUGGCUGAGCUUUGUCAUAUCAAAGCUAUAACCGUCAAAGAAUAUCCAAGGCAAGAAGAUAACCCUCACGAAACCAGGGAUUUGGAAACAAAGUUGAAUGAGCUUGAAGAUCUUCAAAUGCAAUUUAAUGCAGGCAUUGCUUUACGCAAGAAUAUCCUUGAUGAGGCCUUGAAGGACAUGCAACAUUACAAUGAAGCAGUCACAAGAGCAGUUGGGAUCAUUAAUUCAUUUGAAGCCACUGUUGAUUCACGUAAAAUAGAUCUGGAUAGUCUAGGGAAAUUUCAACAGUUGACUGACAGGAAACAAGAGGAAUUUGAGGCCUUGGUAGUGGACCUAAAGAAUCUUACCUCAAAGCUGGAAAACAUAACCAGUCCCAAUGCCAGAGUACAGCUUGAGAAUGUAUUGCAUGAACUCAUCAAGACUAACUCCUUGGUCAAGGAAUCAACUGAAACAGAGAAAGCCGACUUAGAGAGGAGCCUAAAGAGCUAUGAAAGCUACAAUAAAAUCAAACAAAAAAUUUGUGCAAACUUGAACAAAGUAGAAAAGGGACUUCAACAAUCCAUUUCCCAAGAGCCAAUGUCUUACAGAGAAGCUUUGGAACGCUUGGAACAGAGCAAGAAUUUUGUAGCAGAUCUUGUUUCAACUCAGGAAGAGCUAAUAAAGCUACGACAGGGCUUCAGAUGUUUGAGACUUACGUGUACAGAAAAUGACAGCACACGUCUGCUCAAAAUUGUGUCAGCCCUGUGGGAGGGAUGGCUGAGUUUGCUUGAGAAUGCUAAAGAGUGGGAAUUGCACUGUGAAGAGCUGAAACAAGAGUGGAAAUUUAUCAGUGAAGAAAUUGAACGGGAAGCAAUUAUUUUAGAUAAUCUCCAAGAAGAAUUCCCUGAGAGUACCAAACCAAAGGAAGCAGCCACCAAUGAGGAACUUUCUGAAGCUCUAGAAUGUUUCUGCCAAUACGAAGAGAACCUGGAGAGGGAGCAACUGCUAUUUACUUUACUUCUUCACCGGAUAAAAAAUAUCCUGAGUGUUCCUGAAAGUGCAGAGACAAUUGAAUCUGUUCCAGUAUUGCAAGAGAUUUGUUCCAUGCAAGAUCGAUGUACCAAGCUCUCUCAGAAAGCUCAAGCAAAUAAAAAGUUGGUACAGUUUGAAAUUGAAGAGAGAAAUAAUAUCAGUAAAGAAAUAAUUACUUUGAAGAAUUCAUUUGAAAAAAUGACAGCCUCUUUCCAUGAUAUGGCAUUAGAAGAAGACCCAGGAAAGGAAGAUCAGUUGGAGGCUCUUCAGAGAAUAAUUGACAAAGAGAAGCUAGCACUUGAGAAUAUUAUGGAAAAACUCCGAAUCAAGUAUUCUGAGAUGUAUACCAUAGUUCCUGCAGAGAUUGAGUGCCAGAUGGAAGAAUGCAAAAAAACUUUAGAAGACAUAGAUGAGAAGAUUAGAAAUGAAGUCUUGAAGAGUUCGCCUUUUUAUGUGAUGAGUAGAAAAAUAGAAGAAAUUAAUCAUGGGCUUCAGAAUGUUGAAAAGAUGUUGCAACAGAAAAGCAAAAAUAUUGAGCAAGCUCAAGAAAUUCAAAAGAAAAUGUGGGAUGAACUAGACCUCUGGCAUUCCAAACUAAAUGAACUAGAUUCUGAAGUCCAGGAUAUAGUUGAACAGGACCCAGGACAAGCCCAAGAAUGGAUGGAUAACUUAAUGGUUCCCUUUCAACAGUACCAGCAGGUGUCACAGAGGGCAGAGCAAAGAACUUCACAGUUAAAUAAGGCCACACUUAAGAUGGAGGAAUAUAAUGACCUCUUAAGGAAUACUGAGACUUGGAUAGAAAAUACUAGUAGUUUGCUAGAUGGCCCUACUGACUACAGUUCUUCAAAGGCCCUGAGUCACCAUGCUAAUACCCUUCAGAUGGCUUUGGAAGACUCAGAGCAAAAACAAAAUCUUCUCCAUUCAGUUUAUUCUGACCUGGAAGAAUUUUCAGUGAUCUUUGAAACAGAUGACUUAGCACCAAUUAGGUUAAACCAACUAAGUGCUAGAGUCACAACUCUACAGCAAAAACUAAUGGCAAGUCUUCCACAAAUCCAGGACAUGGCUGAUGAGGUGGUUGCUAUUGAAGCUGAAGUAAAAUCAAUAGAAAAGAAAGUUUCAAAAAUCAAAGCUAUCCUGUUUUCCAAAGAAAUAUUUGAUUUUUCGCCUGAGGAACAUCUUAAGCAUGGAGAGGUCAUACUUGAAAACAUAAAGCCCAUGAAGAAGGCCAUUGCCAAGAUAGAGUCUUACCAAGUGGUCCUGAGUUUGCCUGAAACAGGAAUGAAAUCUUUGCCAGUAUUUGAAAGGACAAAUCAGCUUUCACAAGAGGUGAAAAUGUUAGAAAAGGUGACCUAUGAACAAAAUGAACUAUUGAAGCUUGUCAUGCAACAGACUAGUGAAUGUGACCAAGAAAUAGAAAAUUUGAAGCAUCAAUUAAAGAAUUAUUCAACUGAAUUUUCCUCUGAAAACCUAUCUCCUGACCAAGCCACCACCUUGCCACAGGUAGAGAGAGAAAUAGACUGUAUAAAAGAACAGAUCCUGGGUUUGAAUCAGAAAAAAGAAGACUUGUUGAUGGGUUUGAAGACAACAGUCCUGGCUCUCCAUCAGCGUUUGCAGCAAGAAAAACAAGAGUUAGAAGAGGAAACAGAGGAAUCUGGAGUGGCUGAGCGGGACGUUUCUGAAUGGAAAGUGAAAAGGAAAGGAUCCAUGUUUCUCCCGCCAUCAAUUGUUGAAGAGACAGAAGAAAGUUCACAGAAAAGCGAAAAUGGAGAUGAGAGAGCAGAGUCAGCUUCUAGUCCUUGCUUGUUACAUUGGGGACAUGAGAGAAACAAAGAAGAAGACAGAGCCUCCUCUUCCUCUGGAACACUCAUACAGGAGGCAGAUGGGCGAAUAAGCACAUAUGAUGGAUACAACACUCAAAUAGUUGUUCCAAAUCCAUCGAAAAAUGAGCAGAACCUAGACUCCUCUCCAAGCCAUAUCCAGCAAACAGUGGGCGAUACGGCUUCCACUGGAGCCCCUGCUCAGAGCUCUGGACAACAAGGAUCUUUGGAGGAAACUGUGGCGAGUUCCAGGCCAGAGUCUGUGGAGAUCCUCCAUGUCUGCCAGAAACAGGUGGCUAAGCUGGAGCUGUGGCUUGACAAAGCUAACCUCUCAUUCAGUGCUGAAACACUAAACCCAGAAAUGCAGCAGAUGGUGGAACAGGAACUAGCUGGUUGUCAGGCCAUGUUAACAGAGAUUGAGCACAAGGUGUCUUCCUUAUUGGAGAAUUGCAAAGAUCAGGGUCUAGGAAAUAUUGGAAGCACCCAACAAGAGGCGGAAAUACUUUCCUUGAAACUAAAAGCUGUGAAGUGUAAUUUGGAAAAAGUCCAGGUGAUGCUUCAGGACAAAUACAGUGAAGUGCAGCGAAGUAACACUCUAAAGAAACCUUCAGAGGAUCAAAAAGUCCUCCAGUCAGACAGAUUGCCUGUAUUUGAAUCUAUUUCAUUUGAAAGCCCACUCUUCAGCCCACGAAAAGGUUUCCAACAACAGGCCUCGGAGUUAAAACUAGGUGAACAGAAGGAUCUCUUCAGGUUCAUCGAAACCCACGCUGAGAAAAUGUGGCAUCAGCAGGACCAACGAGACGACGGUAAAACCCAGGAAUCACUUUUAAGCCCUGGAGUGUCUCAUUCUAGAAGUGGGUCCCCAGAAUCAUUUCUACCAUCUCAGGAGCAAAGUGAAGAUAAGUGGCAAUAUUUGCUUCAGGAGCUAUCAAAGGAGAAGCUGCCUCCAUCUCAGCCUGUGGAUGAUCAGAUUGCUGCAAAUGUGAAUUUUCUACCAAUGGUGCCUGUGCAUAAUGUUAGUUCACCAGCAGUUGAAGAAUUGAAAACUUAUACUUCUCAACUUGAGGACUUAAGCCAAGAAGCAAAUGUUCUUCUCACUCAGGAAAACCUGACAGGUGAACCCUCCCUAAAUCUAGAUAAAAAAAUAUUUUAUCUCCUUCUGAGAAUCAGUCAGUGUUUGAGCAUUGUGGGAGAGAUGCUCCAGACCUCCAGCCUCUCCAGGGAGGACACUGCUGCACAGCAGGUCCACUACGAGACCCUGGCUCUAGAACUGCAAAAACUUCACUCGGCUGUAACUAACAGAAAGGAUGGUCUUUUGAAACUGAUAAGUCACCCUGGAAAGAACUCCAAUGUAUUCUUUGAGUGCUUUGAAAACCUGCAAACACGACUUGAGCAAACUCAGGCUGCAGCUGCUUCCAGAAGUCAAUCCAUGAAAUCUGGGAUAGACCAUCAUAGUGAUUAUCAGAGUCAAGUAAGGCAGUUGUAUGACCAACUAAUUGAAAAAAAAUCCUCAAUACACCACUCCUUGAAUGAAAUUAGUAGUCAAAGUGUUGUUGAACAACUGCAGAAAGUAGAUUUGUAUGCUGUAAAACUUCAAGACUAUGAGGUCCAGGUAGCAAAAUUGAGAGAUGAAGGUGAAAGACUUUACUUACCUUAUAUUUUAAUCCAAGAAGUAUACAAAUUGGAGGAUGUCCUUGAUGACAUGUGGGGACUUCUAAGAGCCAAGCAUGCUGAACUCAGCAGCCCUUUCAUCAGUGAAAGCCAGCAGGAAGCCUUGCUUCGAGGACUGGCAGAACUAGUGAAUAUUGGGAAAGAAAAGCUUGGUCAGGGCCAGCAACGACAAGCCAGAAGUAAAGCUUCACUACAGGCUCAGCUGCAGAACCACAAGAUUUUUUUCCACAAGCUUGUUGCUGAUGUCUUUCUGAUCCAAGAAUACUCUAAAAAAGCACUGCCUUCUUUACUACAAAACAAAGAGAAGUUUUGGGCAGAGAAGGUAAAAGAAGUAAAAUUGCUGGAGCAACAAGCUUAUCAAUAUGGCACGAAACUGGAGAAUUUGUUGCAGGAAUGGAAGGAAUUUGAUGAAAACUAUGAAUCCCUUGAAAAAGACCUGGAAAUUCUUGUAUCUUCUCUGCCUUCCAUGAGUUUAGUGGAAGAGACAGAGGAAAGAUUAAUAGAAAGGAUUUCAUUUUAUCAGCAAAUCAAAAGGAAUAUAGAUGAAAAGCAUACCAAACUUUACCAGACUAUGAAUGAAGGCAAACACCUAGCGACUGCUGUGAGUUGUCCUGAGCUGGAAAGCCAGAUUGCAAAGCUGGAAGAACAGUGGUUGGCUUUAAACAAAAAAGCGGACCACGACCUACACAGACUUCAAACCCUUCUCAAGCAUCUGGUCAGUUAUAACAAGGACUCGGAUGAAUUAAGCAAAUGGUUAGAAUCCGCGCAGCAAACUCUGAAUUACUGGAAGGAGCAAUCUCUUAAUGUAUCUCAAGACUUGGACACAAUUCGGGACAACAUAAAUGAUUUCUUUGAAUUUUCAAAGGAAGUUGAUGAAAAAUCUUCCUUGAAGACUUCUGUGAUUAGCACAGGAAACCAGCUUCUUCACUUGAAAGAAGCUGACACCGCCACUUUGAGAUCUUCUUUAGCACAAUUCGACCAAAAAUGGGCAACUCUGAUCACUCAGCUUCCAGAUAUCCAAGAAAAACUCCAUCAGCUUCAAAUGGAGAAAUUGCCAUCCCGUAAGGCAAUCACUGAAAUGAUUAACUGGAUGGACAGCAUAGAGCAGCAGAUAGCAGAUGAGACCACUGUAGAUUCACCAGGUUCUGUAACUCAAGUGAAAAGUCUUCUUCAGAAGUACAAGGAAUCUAGGAUGGAAAUGAAUUACAAACAGUGGAUCAUUGAUUUUGUCAAUCAGUCACUGCUACAACUAAGCACCAGCGAUGUAGAAAGUAAGCGUUAUGAAAGAACCGAAUUUGCAGAACGCCUUGGAGAAAUGAAUCGUCAGUGGCAUAAGUUACAUGGGACACUAAACAGAAAGAUUCAACAUUUAGAGCAACUUCUGGAGUCUAUCACUGAGAGUGAAAACAAAAUACAGACUUUGAGGAGUUGGAUGGAAGCCCAAGGAGAGAGACUAAAAACAUUACAAAAACCUGGAAGUGUAAUAUCGGUGAGGAAGACGCUGCUGGACUGUCAGGACUUAGAAAAUCACUUAGUAACUAAAUCCAGAACACUGGAUGAGCUAAAAGAGAAUUACAUGGCUUUGGAAAAUGGCCCAAUGCCAGUGUUACAGGACACCAUUUCUGGAAUUGAUGAUUUAUAUCAAAUGAGGAACAACAUUGUCAAUCAGGUCAACCAACUCGAAACCUCCAUGCAGUCAGUGUUACAGCAGGGAAGGAGUUAUGACAAACUUUUUGAGGAAGUGAACAUGAUGACAAUCCGACUCUGGUACUGUGUGGAGCACAGCAAGCCUGACGUGUUAUCUCUUGAAGCUUUGAGAUGUCAAGUAAAGAACCUUCAGCUUCUUCAAGAUGAAGCAGAGAGCAGUGAAGGAAAUUGGAGCAAACUCCAGGACGCUAUUCGUCAACUCAAAGAGUACUGUCCUUCGGUCACUGAGAUAAUUGAACAGAAGUGUCAAGAAGCACAUACCAGGUGGACUCGAGUGAAUCAUGAAAUUGCAGAUCAGUUACAAUCAGCCCAAGGUAUGUUACAGCUUUGGGAGUCUUACACUGUUGCUCAUGCUGAAGCGACAGCAAGGCUGGAACAGCUUGAAGAGAAGUUCAAACACAUUUUGAACAUUAACAUGUCUGGAGACAACCUGAGUGAGAUCCUAACCCGGGCACUGAAGGAUGCAAAGAACUUGCAGCAUGACCUGGAGAACAUAAAAGAAACCUUUCUUCAGAAUUCAGCAAUCAUUGAACCAAACCUAGAGCAAGCAGGUCCUGUCAAGCAAGAUGUUCUUUCUAAUCAAUCUUCUUCACUUCAGAGGAUUUCUUACCUGCAAAAAAUGCUGCUUAUGAAGUCAAAUGAGUUUGAGCAUAUUCUUUCCCAGCUGAAGGAUUUCAGGGACCAACUAGAGUCUUUGGAAGACAGUAUCAAGCAUCCAGUAGACAGUUUGGACCUCAAGGGAAGAGAAGAAGAUCCAGAAUUCCUCCUGAAUCACAUGUUAGAAUUAACAGCACUGUCCCCUGAUAUGGAACAUUUGAAUGAAGUGAGUUUCAAGCUGCCACUUAGUGACAUAGAUAUAAAGACAUUACAAAAUCUGAAUCGAAAGUGGAGUCAGGCAACUGCCACCACUCUGGAGAAGUGCAGUGAACUUCAGGGAACUGGAUUCAGUGAAAAAUUCCUUCAUAAAUGUGAAAAGUGGAUACAGUUUUUGGAGAAGAUAGAAGAAUGUCUGAGAAUGAACUUGGCUGGCAGACUUGGGGAUCUUCUAGAGCAACAGAAAACAUUUGAGAUGUUGCAAGCAGAGAUUUCUGUAAAUCAGCCAAUUGCUGAUUAUUUUGUCAGCCAGUCACUCCAACUUCUGGAUACGCCAGAAAUAGAGAAGAGAACGGAAUUUGUUGUGAAACUCACAAUGUUGAAAGAGCGGUGGCAAGAUGCUGCCCGAAGGGCUCAGCAGAGGAGGAUCACCAUCAAUGAGCUAGUGAAAGAAUGGCGACGCUUCAGUGCUUCUCUACAGAAUCUGACCAACUUCCUCACUGAUACUGACCAUUUCCUGUCUGCAGUUAAGAGCCAAGAUUCUUAUGGUCUUUGCCAAAUCAGAAGUCUUAUUCAUGAUCUAAAGAACAAAGAAGUACUUCUUCAAAGGCAGCAAACUACCUGUGCACUCACCUUAGAAGCAGGAAGAAAGUUACUGACAAUAGCUGACCCAGAGACCAAGUAUUCCAUUGACAGAGAAAUCAGAAAAUUGCAGGAUACCUGGAGGAAUUGUCGACUUCAAGUAGUUGAGAUGACUAAAGAAUUCCAAAGCACUACAGAGACCUGGGACCGAUGUGAAAAGCAAAUCAAGGAGCUGGAAAAUCGACUGCAGACUUUAAAGGCAAAAAUUAAAGAUCCUCUCCCAGAACCAUAUGAAGAGCUCUAUAAAGAAAAGGAACUGAUUAAGGAACUGGAGAACUCCUUGGCAAACUGGGCUCAGAACUUGAAGGAACUUAAUAUCAUGAAGGCCGACAUAACCCGGUACAUUCUUGUGGAAGAUGUGAUGGUUUUGAAGGAGCAAAUAGAUCAUUUGCACAGACAAUGGGAGGAGCUCUGUUUAAGAGUUUCAUUGCGUAAACAAGAGAUCGAGGAGAGACUCAAUUCCUGGAUUGUGUUCAAUGAAAAGAAUAAAGACUUAUGUGCAUGGCUGGUUCAGAUGGAAAACAAAGUUCUACAGACAGCAGACAUUAGUAUUGAAGAAAUGAUUGAAAGACUACAGAAGGACUGUAUGGAAGAAAUCAACCUGUUUAGUGAAAAUAAACUUCAUUUGAAGCAAAUGGGUGAUCAGUUGAUCAAAGCCAGCAAUAAGACCAGAGUUGCUGAAAUAGAUGAUAAGCUCAGCAAAAUUAACGAUCGCUGGCAACAUCUUUUUGAUGUCAUUGGAUCAAGGGUGAAGAAGCUGAAGGAGACCUUUGCUUUCAUACAGCAGUUAGACAAAAAUAUGAGCAACCUCCGAAGCUGGUUGGCUCGAAUUGAAUCUGAGCUUUCUAAACCUGUUGUUUAUGACAUCUGUGAUGAUCAAGAAAUCCAGAAGAGACUUGCUGAACAGCAGGAUCUGCAACGAGAUAUUGAACAGCACAGUGCAGGGGUAGAGUCUGUAUUUAAUAUAUGUGAUGUCCUGUUACAUGACUCUGAUGCCUGUGCCAAUGAGACAGAGUGUGAUUCAAUACAACAGACAACUAGAAGCCUAGAUAGACGGUGGCGAAAUAUUUGUGCCAUGUCAAUGGAGCGGCGAAUGAAGAUUGAAGAAACAUGGAGACUCUGGCAGAAGUUUCUGGAUGAUUAUUCUCGCUUUGAAGAUUGGCUGAAGUCAGCAGAGAAAACAGCUGCCUAUCCAAAUUCAUCAGAGGUGUUAUACACAAAUGCUAAGGAAGAACUGAAGAAGUUUGAGGCUUUUCAGUGGCAGAUUCAUGAGAGACUCACUCAGUUGGAGCUUAUCAAUAAGCAGUAUAGGCGACUUGCUCGAGAGAACCGCACAGAUACCGCCAGCAAGCUGAAGCAGAUGGUUCAUGAAGGCAAUCAGCGUUGGGACAACCUCCAAAGACGAGUCACAGCUAUUUUACGGAGACUCAAGCAUUUUACCAAUCAAAGGGAAGAAUUUGAAGGGACCCGGGAGAGCAUUCUGGUGUGGCUCACUGAAAUGGACCUGCAGCUGACAAAUGUGGAGCAUUUCUCUGAGAGUGACGUGGAUGACAAAAUGCGCCAGCUGCAUGGUUUCCAACAGGAAAUCACAUUAAAUACCAACAAGAUUGACCAGUUAAUUGUAUUUGGAGAGCAGCUGAUUCAGAAGAGUGAGCCUAUGGAUGCUGUAUUGAUUGAAGACGAGUUAGAAGAACUCCACCGGUACUGCCAAGAAGUGUUUGGCCGAGUGGCCCGAUUUCACCGGCGGCUGACCUCUCACCAACCAGGAUUGGAAGAUGAAAAAGAAGCCUCUGAAAAUGAAACAGAUAUGGAAGAUUCAAGAGAAAUACAAAGUGACUCUUGGCAUAAAAAGGAGGUGAAUGAGGGACCAUCAUCCCCUCAGUCCCUUUGUCAUCUUAUGCCUCCCCCAUUGGGUCAUGAGCGGUCAGGCUGUGAGACCCCUGUCAGUGUGGACUCUAUUCCACUUGAAUGGGAUCACACAGGUGAUGUGGGGGGCUCUUCCUCUCAUGAAGAUGAUGAAGAAGGACCGUACUACAGUGCUGUGUCAGAUGUAGAAAUCACUGAAAAUCCUGAGGCAUAUCUUAAAAUGACCACAAAAACUUUGAAAGCAUCUUCUGGUAAAUCCAUUUCUGAGGCUCAUGGAUGGCAUACUCCUGACAGCCCUACUCAUCAAAAGCAUCGCUACAAACAAACUGAAGUUGACAGGAAUGUACUGCCAAUCACUCCUGAAACGAGCACCCCAUACAAUCCAGAAUAUGUUAAACAGCUGAUACCUCCUGGCAUGGAUAGUGUGGACAACGGGAGAGAAGGACCUGCAAUGCUAAAUGCUAGUGAGCAGAAAGGUCUUACAGAUACAGAACAACAAGCAGGUGUAUUUGACAGUUGGGAGCUCAUUCAAGCCCAGGAUCUUCGCAAUAAACUUAGAACAAAACAAAACUUGAAGCAGUGGCAGCAGCUGGACUCAGAUAUCAAUGAUGUCACCCUUUGGCUGAAAGGAACAGAAGCUGAGCUGGAAGAGCUGGAGAUGGAGAAGCCUGCAGCUGACAUCCAGGAUAUGGAGCUCAGAGUCAAGAAACUAAAAGAUAUACUAAAAGCCUUUGAUAACUACAAGGCAUUAGUGAUCUCCAUCAACUUGAGCAGCAAGAAAUUCCAGCAGCCAGAUAACACUGAAUCUAAGGAACUCCAGAACAGACUCCGGCAGCUGAAUUUGCUCUGGGAAAAGGCAAAUCAUUUGUUGGACAGCUGGAGAGAGAGCUUGCAGCAUUCCCUCAUGCAAUGCCAGGACUUUCAUCAGUUGAGUCAGUCCCUCCUAUUGUGGCUAGCAAGUGCAGAAAAUCGGAGAUGUAAGGCCCAAGUCGUGGAUCCAAAUGCAGAUCCCCACACCAUCCUGGAAUGCCAGAAAGAGUUGAUGCAACUGGAAAAGGAGCUGUUGGAACACCAGCUUCAAGUAAGCUCUCUCCAGGAGAUCUCAAAGUACCUACUUGCUAAGGGAGAUAGAGAAGAUUAUAUUGAAGCUGAUGAAAAGGUUCAUGUCAUUGGGAAGAAACUCAACCAGCUACUGGACCAAGUUUCCCAAGAUUUAGAAUCUUUGCAGGGAAGCCAGGAUGAGGAUACAACAUUGACAGCUUUUGAUGAUGUAGACAGUAGUGACCAUCACCUGUCAUCGAAGUCCAUGCCUACUGAACAAGAAAAGGUUGAAGCAGAGACAAUUACAGAAGAAAAGAGCAAGAAAAAUAGCAGAGUGGAACAUCUCUCUGACCCUGCCUCAACUCUGACCAGCUCUGGGCCCCCAUCCUUCCUUUACCGGGUGUUUAGAGCAGCUCUGCCCCUCCAAUUGUUUUUCCUCCUCUUAUUGCUUCUGGCUUGCAUGAUCCCCUCUUCAGAGGAAGACUACAGUUGCACCCAAGCCAAUAAUUUUGCUCGAUCAUUCUAUCCUAUGCUGAGGUACACCAAUGGGCCCCCACCAACAUAAAGUGGUUACGUGCUAGGGUGCAUCCUAAAAUAACACAUUCAGCAUGGGUGCUCAAGCCUUGGGGGCCAUAGUGCUUGCAAUUCCAAUGUAAGUAGCUUUUCCAUUAGGCAGCAUCAGCUGAUGUUCAUGUGCCAUGAAUUGGAGUCUGCCUGUCUAGGGAAUGUUGGAGCCACUAUGGCUGGGAUGGAUGUGUGGUUCAUGGCAAGUGACGCCCAGUCCAAGGGUGUUAGGUUGUAUGACAUUCUUCCACUGGGGUGAGGACCUGGUCAGACCUCAGAGCACCAGUUGCUCUGUGAGAGACCUUAGUUGCUUUGGCAGAACUCAAUGGUUUCUGUUCACCUUUAGCCUUCUAAAACUGUGUGCAGAAGAGCCUAGCAUUUUUGUGGAUGCUGACUUUUUUAUUUCCAAAACUCAUAAGACGAGUUUACAGAAGGGAAAAAUAGUUAUCCCAUGUAGCCAACAGUUAUUGAGUAGUAGUGUUCACUACAGUAUGUACAGUAAAAGUAAAUAGCUUAGGGAAUAAAAUGUCCCUUAAUGGUUCAAAACCUUUCAUGCACACUUUGUGAUAAAACUGAUAGACACAAUCACAUUUGAAAUGUUUAGCACAAAAUUGCUGGAGAACCAGAAUACGAGGAAGUUUGAUACUAGUCAGUUCUAAAUGUAAAGUGUCUUGUAUUUGUCUGCUGAGUCUGCCUUUUUUAUAUGUAGUUGGAAAAGUGUUUUUUUUUAAAAAUUAUUCUAUUGCAUGGAUGUGGUUUCAUAUUGUGCAUAUUUUUGAAAUUAUUUCUCUAAAUUACUGUAUGAAUACAAAUGAAUAAUGUAAACUUCGAUUUUUUAAAAUCUGGGCUUUAGCUUGAGCUUUUGACUAAUGUACAGUAAAUGCCAAAAGACAGACUGAUAUGUUUUUUGUAAGUUAACUUUGUAAGAUUUUUCACACUUUAUAAAGUGAUACCGCAGGGUCUUUUUUUGUUUUUUUUUUUUUUGGUUAAACUGUAUAGUCAAGUGGGUUGGUACAGAAACAUGAAGGUAGUUGUGGCAUGUACUCCUCCAGUGUGUUGUUGUUUUUCUCAUUAAAAAGAAAUCUGCCCUCUUUGCAACACUGAA